AUGGCGUCCGCCUGGGACUGCCCGCGCUGCACUUUCGCCAACUCCCCCGCUUCCCCUGCGGCGGCGGGCGCGGCGUCGUGGCGCGAGGCGGAGUGCGCCGUGUGCGGCUACCGGCGCGCACACGUGGAUCUCGACGACGAUGACGUGGACGCGAGGGACCCGGAGGAACGCCACGUGGCGGCGGGGAAGCGUGACGCGGAGUGGGCGUGCGGCGUGUGCACUCUCCUCAACGAGCCGGCUACUGCUCGCUGCGCUGCCUCGCCACCACCUUGCCUUGCCCUGUCUCUGGCCCAUCCUUCCUUCCACCUCCCCUCCCUCACCUCCCCUCCCUCACCUCCCCUCCCUCACCUCCCCUCCCUCACCUCCCCUCCCUCGCCUCCCCUCCCUCACCUCCCCUCCCUCACCUCCCCUCCCUCGCCUCCCCUCCCUCACCUCCCCUCCCUCACCUCCCCUCCCUCACCUCCCCUCCCUCACCUCCCCUCCCUCACCUCCCCUCCCUCACCUCCCCUCCCUCACCUUCCUCCCCAUUACCGCGCGCAGCUGCCCCCCGCGCACAGGAACAGCAGCGAUGGGGAGGGGGCUUUGGGGGCGGAAAGGGGGAGCGAGGGAGGGAGGGGGGCGGAAGGGGAGGGGAGCGGAGGGUUGAAGCACGAGGAGAGGCGCGAUGGGGGGGCGGAGGAGAGGGGGAGCGGGGAGAAGCAGACGGGGGAGAAUGGGGGCGUGGGGAGAGGGGAAGAGUGCGAAGAGGCGGGGAGGGGGGCGGAGGGCAAGUCGGGGAACGAGUGGCUGCGACUGCUGCACGAGGCGAGAGUGAAGAGGCAGGGCAGGGGCGACACGACCGUCAAGAGCACGAGUGUGAGUGUGAGUGCGAGCGUGAGCAUCAUGACAUGGAACGUGUGGUUCAACGAGGAUGCAGCACUGCAGCACCGCAUGCAAGCCAUAGGCGCUGCCAUCCAGGACCAUCGCCCCCAUGUCGUCUGCCUGCAGGAGGUGACGCGUAGCAUCGUGGAGCUCUUCUCCUCGCAGCCCUGGUUCACGGAGUAUCACCCCUGUUCUCCUCUGCACGACCCCCACAUGCCGCCCUACUUCUGCCUCAUUCUAUCUCGCCUGGCAGUGCAGCAGCAGCACGUGCACCCCUUCACCAACUCCAUCAUGGGCCGCCAGCUCCUCAUCACCUCCUUCCGCCUCCCCCCCAUCACCUCCCCCGCCUCCUCCGCGCCCCCGUGUGUGCUCACGGUGGCCACGACUCACCUGGAGUCCCCCUGCCCCGCGCCCCCCACGUGGGACCAGUUCUUCUCCCCUGAGCGCGUGCAGCAAGCUGCAGAGGCGCUCCGCCUGCUGGACUCACAGCAGUGGCGGGAACGGGGCGGUGGGAGGAAGCGCGCGCGGGGAGAGAAUGAGGUUAGGAGGAUUGGAGAGGGGGAGGAAGAUGUGGUGUUCUGUGGGGAUAUGAACUGGAAUGACAAGCGCGAUGGGGAUGUGCCCUUGCCUGCGGGGUGGGUGGAUGCAUGGCUGCAACUGCACCCACGCGAGGAGGGCUUCACAUACGACAGUCGCCUGAACCCCAUGCUGGCAGGGGGGCGCCUGCGCCUGCGCCUGGACCGCUGCUUCUUGCACCUGCACCACCUGCGCCUGCACUCGCUCUCCCUGCUCGGCACACACCCCAUCCCCGGGGGCUCGUACUCGAAGCAGCGGCGUGUGAAGGGCCAGCCCACCAUGGUGGACCUGCCCCUGCUGCCCAGUGACCACUACGGCCUCCUGCUCGUGUUCCACAGGGGUGACGGGGGGGCUGUGGGGCACGGGGAUGGGAGAGCGGUGGCAAGUGGUGGUGAUGGUGGUGGUGGUGGUGGUGGUGAUAGGAGCAAGGGUGAUGAGGAGCAGGGGGGAGGAAUCGGAGAGCGGAAAGUUAGUUCAAAGAAAGGAAGGACAAGGGUGAAAGGCACUUGA
Closterium sp. Yama58-4 is the source of this 1947-nucleotide messenger RNA. Lineage: Eukaryota; Viridiplantae; Streptophyta; Zygnematophyceae; Desmidiales; Closteriaceae. The record is from the annotation of a GenBank genome assembly.